CCUUUGCUGCCCCUGCUGGCCGCUCUGUGUCACUGCGGCCUGGCGGACAGUCCCCGCCCACAUCGCCAUGACUACUGCGUGCUAGGGGCGGGGCCGGCAGGGCUGCAGAUGGGCUACUUCCUGGAGCGGAGUGGCAGGGAUUACAUCAUCCUGGAGCGGAACCAGCAGCCCGGCAGCUUCUUCAGCAUAUACCCCCGGCACCGGCGCCUCAUCAGCAUCAACAAGCGCUUCACGGGCCGCCAGAACCGCGAGUUCAACCUGCGGCACGACUGGAACUCGCUGCUGAGCGACCGGGCCGGCCUGCUGUUCACCCGGGUCAGCGCCGAGCUCUACCCGCCCGCCAGCAGCCUGCAGGAGUACCUGGCCGCCUUCGCCCGCGAGCUGCGCCUCCGCGUGCGCUACGGCACCGACAUCGCCCGCGUGCACCGGGCGGCCAGAGGGGGCGCCACCUUCACCCUGAGCGACCAGGAGGGGCAGGACUACUCCUGCAGAGUGGUGCUGGUGGCCACCGGACUCUGGGUCCCGCAGGAGGUGCGGUUCCCAGGCUGGGAGAUGGUGGAGGGGUACGAGUCCAUGCCAGUGGACCGGAACCAGUUCUUGGGCCAGGCGGUUCUGAUCCUGGGGAAGGGAAACUCUGCCUUCGAGACGGCCGCCCACAUCCUGCCCGACACAGCCCGCGUGCACCUGUACAGCCCGAGCCCGGUCCGACUGGCCUGGCAGACACACUACGUUGGAGACCUUCGGGCUGUCAAUAAUGAGUUGUUGGACACCUACCAGUUGAAGUCCCUGGAUGGGCUGGUAGAGGGCGCUCUGGAGCAGCUGGCUGUGGUCCGGGACGGUCAGGGUCGGCUCUACCUCACCCUUGCGGAGCUUCUCCAUCACCAUGGCAACAGCACGGCGGCGAAGCUGGGGUCCUCCAUUCCAGGACAUUACCAUGACAACUUCUCUCUGCGCCGGCCCUACGAUCGCAUCCUUCGCUGCCUGGGGUUCAAGUUCAACUUCUCCAUCUUCGACAGCUCAGUGGCGCCCCCUGUAGCCCCAGUGGGCCGGGGGAAGUUCCCUGCGGUAUCGGGGUGGUACGAGUCUGUGCGCUCGCCUGGGCUCUUCGUCAUCGGGGCGGCCGCGCACUCCCGCGACUACCGCCAGUCCGCGGGGGGGUUCGUCCACGGCUUCCGCUACACAGGUAAGGCGUCACGCUGGGGGGCAGGGGCAGUCUCAGAACAGGAGAUGAGGCUCCGCCCCCGCGGCUGGCCCUUGCCCCGCCCUCAGGCAGUGCAUCACAUGGUUGAGGACUUUCUGACGGAGUGGGAGGGGCCUGUAUCUCACAGCCAACCGCUGCGUCGCUUUCUGGAGCACUGCCUGACCUCUGACCUGCGCACCUUCUACGCAGAGUCCUGUUUCCGCUUCACUCUGACCCAUCGAAAGCCACCACUGUCCUGUCGCCAGGGUUACCUGAAGAAGCAGGGUCUUGUGGGUACUGAGUGGCUGCGCCGACACGCAGUUGAGGCAGGGCUAAUGGAGGAUUACCGCCCACAGCUGGCCAGUGGGAGGCCAGGAGUCACAGUUAAGGACAUGCCCCUCUCUGGUCACCUGACUCAGCGUGAACUCUGACCUCUGCCUGGCCCUCCGGAUAUCCCAGAAUGCACUGCUGAUACCUGAACAGUCAGAGCCGUCACCUGCUGUGACCACAGAAGCUUCAACGCGUGAACUGUCAAAUAUCGAGCCUCAGAAGACAUUUAUCACUUUGAACUACAGCAGGUUCACAAGGGAAUCAGGAAAACCCUGAGUUUGAGUGGGUGUGUUAACGAUUUAUUGACAAGACACAGAGAAGUUUCUUGUGGUCAGUGAUUUCUGUGUGUGCGCGCGCGAGUGUGUUACAUUAUGUGUGAUUGCUCGAGUGUGUACGUGUGUCUGUGGUCACUGCUGCACGCUGGCAGACUCUGCCCUGCGGUUCUGUCCCAUCCCUCUCUCUGCGCCUCACAGCAGUGGGCUCUGCUCCGGGGCGGAAGGAGGCAUUGUUACCGGAGCUGUCCUGCUGGCAUGUUGUCACGUAGGCAUGAACAGGCAGGAAGUGAGGUGGCAGGAAGUGAGGCCACGGGCCAGCAGUGUAAACAGUUCUGUAGCACCUGCACCGCCUCCUGGCUGAGCUGUCAGACACCCUGUGCUGUUCCUGGUUUGAUUGAUCCAGCCUUUGCAGUUUUUGUUCAGUAAUGCUGUCCCCACAGUAUUCACAGGACUUUAUUUUUCCUUGGCUUUUUUUUAAUACAAAGAUUAUGGAAAAAAGCUUUAGUUUUUCAAGGCAGUGGGGUCUCAGUGAAGAACAGAUGUAACAAAUGUCUUCAGAGGGACAGUCCAAACAGCUCUGGAAAUUCAAAUUGUGACAUGUGUGUGGGUGUCAGAGACACUGUGAUUGUGAUGUGUGCGUGUCCCCAUAGGGAACAGAGACACUGUGAUUGUGUUGUGUGUGUGCAGUGAAUAGAGACAAUGUGUGUGUUGUGUUGGCAGUGUAGCGACAGUAAACAGAGAAACUGAUAGCAUUGGUGAACUGGAUUUAAUUUUCCUCUGUCUUUAUUUUUAUACAGUGCAUCUUUUAUACCCUCUUUUUCAAAUAAAGCACUAAGACUUCA
This is a messenger RNA of Lepisosteus oculatus (spotted gar), 2627 nucleotides long. The record is from RefSeq and is a predicted model, not a curated record. Lineage: Eukaryota; Metazoa; Chordata; Actinopteri; Semionotiformes; Lepisosteidae.